This is a messenger RNA of Emiliania huxleyi CCMP1516, 2259 nucleotides long. RefSeq lists its product as hypothetical. The coding region runs from base 1 to 2259 and encodes 752 amino acids. The transcript has 5 exons. NCBI's taxonomy places the organism in Eukaryota, Haptophyta, Isochrysidales, Noelaerhabdaceae. The record is from RefSeq and is a predicted model, not a curated record. Gene Ontology annotation, molecular function: transmembrane signaling receptor activity; extracellular ligand-gated monoatomic ion channel activity. Gene Ontology annotation, biological process: monoatomic ion transmembrane transport. Gene Ontology annotation, cellular component: membrane.
AUGUUGACGGCCGCCGCCGUUUUCUCUACCUUGCUCACGCCAACGGUGACCAACUGCAGCGAAUUCCCUUUGUGGCAAACCGACCCGCUCGUCAAUGCGACGGGGCUACCCUGUGCCUGUGUCACCGAGCCAUGGGAGUACCUCGACGACGUAUAUAUCUCAAGCUCAGCUUGCCGUGACGCGAUCUUUUCACCCGCACUUGCCGCGAACCCAGAGUGGGUCUCUGUUGCCGAAGCAGGCGAAUGGUGGUCCAUCUCCUCGUUGGUCGCCAGCUACUAUUGCGGCACGGAGACAUCGCCUCACCUUUGGCCCGGUCAGCUUCCCGACGGCGCUGUGCCGCUCAACGAGCCGGCUUGUUUCGAGGUCGCAAAGGACCUCAUGUACGAACGGCCAAUAAGCACCUGCCAGUCGGUCGCCGCCGGGAUGAAGGUCUCGGCGGAUGUUUAUGGCUCCGAAUGGUUCAGCGAGAACCAGGCUUGGCGCCACUACUGCAGCCGCACUCGACCGGCUUGGGAGUGGUCCGCGAAGGACGUGGCCACGCUGAACUUCUUCGUCGCCCCCUACAUGCGGCUCACGUUUCCGAAGUACGUGCACCUCAACUUUUAUGCCAACCGCAUCACCGGUGCAUCUUGGGGACCGAUGGCGCCCGUGGAGUACGUGGAGCUCGGGAUCACGCUCUACGGAAUCGCCGUGGCGCACCACAAGUGGAUCACGGAUUGGAUCGACGUAUCGUUCCGCGGCCCACCCUGCUCUCAGAUAACGCCGGAGAGCAACCCGUGUCCGGAGGGUGCCCCGGCGAGAGUGGCGACCCUGAUCUCGGUCGAGCGGCUGCUCGACGUCGUGGCACCGACGUACUUUGAGGUUGAGUUCUACAUCUCCUUCAGCUGGCAAGACAGUCGCAUCUCGGAGAGCUGUACAGCGACCGAGACCGACGCCGAGCCCGAUUUUCAGGACCCCUGCACCCUGUUCUGGCGGCCGGCGAUGAACGAGGCGUGGACCCUCCCAACGGCCUUGCUCGGCGACGAGGAGCCGCAAGACAGCACAGCCGCUGGCACUUCGGAGCAGACGGAGGGGCUGCAGCGGUCGUACGGACAGACGGCGAUGCGCAUACGCGCGCGUUUCCUCACCAUCAUGGACUACCGCCGCUACCCAUACGACAAGCAAUUGCUCAACAUCACGAUUCGCGCGACGUCCAGCGCAACGGCGGACGCGGUGCGCUUCUACUCGACCGCGAACGACAUGACCAAGGGCAAACUCCACCCCGUCUGGCGGGUCGCCAGCGCAACCUCCAGCGACCGCAUGGUUCUCUCGCAGCCGGACCUCGCCGUGCAGUACCAAGCCGCCGCCUCUGACGAGAGUAUCGCAGCCAAGGAGCUGGCCGACGGCUUCGUCGACCCCGCGCUCAAGUGGCAGGUGACGCAAGCGAAGCAGCUGGGCGGCGGGCCUGCGAACCUGACGCGCGUGUACGAGACGACGGUCACCCUCGAGGUGCAGCGCGAGUGCAGCUAUUACGUGGGCAACUACUUGAUGCUCGAGUCGAUCCUAGUACUUUUGGCAUGGAUCACGUUCUUAAUUUCGCCAGAGUGCACCGAGACGCGCCUCAGCAUCGCGCUGACCCUAGUGCUGGCCAUCAACGUGUUUCAGAUCGGCUACCUGACCGACCUGAGCAUCUUCACUAUCUGCAACACCGUGUUGCUCUGCCUCAUCGCCGCUGAGUCCAUCCUUGUCGCCGAAGCGUACAGGCGCGUGAUGAAGCGCGAGGAGAUCGCGAGAGAAUGCAAGAAGCAUUCCAACUCAGAGAAGGCGCAAGCCGCGGCGCGCACGAUCCAGCGCGCCGCGCGCGCGAUGCUACGCAAGACACUCGGCAAGCUGUGGCGGAUGAGCGUGGCGGCGCCUGCUCAGCGUCGGGCAAGCACUCGGGCAAGCACUGGCGCGUCGUCGUCGGUGGAGAAGCUGAAGGUCGUGCUUCACGCGCCGGAGGAGCAGGUGGCAGAGCAGUCGCGCAAGCUCCGUCGCUCCGUCAAGCGCCAGCGGCGGCGGGGCGGGUAUUGGUGCAGCUGCAAGCCGAUCUGCGGCGCGCGCAAGCGGCUCAACAUUUGGUUCUCGUACACCUUUGACAGGAAGGCGCGCUUCCUCGCGUACGAGACCGACCGCAUCUCGGCCUUCUUCGUCUUCCCGGCGCUGUUCUUGGGGUACACCCUCGCAAUCUUCCUCGCCAAGGGCGACAACAAGCGCAACUUCUGGUGCUUCUCGGACUGA